Molecule: messenger RNA, 258 nt
Organism: Haemonchus placei
Lineage: Eukaryota; Metazoa; Nematoda; Chromadorea; Rhabditida; Trichostrongylidae
Source: the annotation of a GenBank genome assembly
UACAAUCGUGACGAAGUCAAAUUGGACUUCCUACAUUCGGAUCGGGUCGACUUUUCGGAGUAUGCGCCAUCGUCGAUAUGGGAUAUGAUGGAUGCUCCUGCUGUGCUAACUGAAGACAGAAGUCGAAUCGAGUUUCAAGUCAGAAUAAGGCGAGAAGAUGGGCCUGACAAUGAACGUUCUGCUGUCAAUCGUUGUGUUUUUACUGCUGGUCUCGAAAAUUCUGCCGCCGACGUCGUUGUCGAUCCCGCUCGUCGCUAA